This is a messenger RNA of Mesorhabditis belari, 306 nucleotides long. Lineage: Eukaryota; Metazoa; Nematoda; Chromadorea; Rhabditida; Rhabditidae. The record is from the annotation of a GenBank genome assembly.
AUGAUGCGCGGUGAUGUGCUUGAUAAGCCGCCAAAGGGUGACGGAGUUUUGCAUGGAUCGGAAGUUCGAUUCAAGGGUUCUCUGGGGAAACCGUUCAAGCGAUAUUUCGCGCACAAUCGAGCCGUCUCAAUGCUUCCAUUGCCUGGAGCUGAGGUGAAGAUGUGCGGCGAGAAGUUGAGCUUUCAGCUUCGAGUGGGAACAAGACGAUUGUAUACGAUCUCUGUCGAUGAUGAAACAACACAAGCAAAAUGGAUGGCCGUUUUGGAUUUGGCAGCGAAUGCGCAACUCAGCCAAUCAGACACCGAA